AGAGAGCAACAUGAACUCUUACCUGAAGCAAGUAGUUAAACAACUACCUAAGGUAUACAAAGAUUCCGAGUUUAAUGGAGGUGAUCUGUUUGUAAUACUUCAAGGCUUGACAGCAUUUGCUGACAGUUCAGUGCAAGGCAAUCCCGUCGCGGCUGUCAACGCAGCCAUUGAUAUCGCUGCACAUUUUGCUACAAAAUGCAAUACGGGUACUUUACAAGAAAACCUGGAGAAUAUUAAAACAUGGCUGAAAUUCGGGGAGGAAUAUAAAGUCUUAAAGGAUUCCAAUGAUUUGGAUUUUGACAAGGUGAACGUUGGGUCGGUGCCAGAAGUGAUGCAGGCUAACCUAGAGAUGAACAAAGAGGGACUGACGGCAGAUUUGGUGUGUAUGAUCGAGGAGAGAUCGCUCCCGAGAAACGUGGCAAGUUUUAAAAAAACAAUUGAGCAGUUCUUUAUAGCAGGGUCUGCUAGGAUUGAUCUCAUCGCAAAGGUCAUCGAUUUGGACAAUCAGAUUGGUGGAUAUAACUUCGACAUACCAAACUUAGAAGAGACUGUAAGCGAACUAGACGAAUUGUCUAGCAUUGGUGAAACUCCUAUCGCAGACAAUAUUCAGGAGUCGUUCCUUGAUAAUCUACUCACAUCGUAUCAGAACAUUGAGUCUUCUUUUUCUCAACAUCUCUAUAAUUUCUAUAAAAGCUACGAAUUUUUCACGCUGUGGAAUGUUACCAGCAGGCUUACUGCGUUUGAGAGGACGGCGAGUGAAGCCGCUUCAGGCAAUGGCCAGCUUCAAGGAGCUGUUAUACUUACGAAAGCUUUUCAAGAGAUAAAUGACAUCAAUUUCAAAGAAAAGCAGUGCUUUGCCAAGUUUUCGCCCAAAAUCGACAGACAUAAAUGGUCUUUUAACAGUACAGACAAUUCCAUGUUAUUCACCGACUUGCAUAAAGGGAUGGCAAAUGUGGCUCUUAAGAUGUUUAACAUUUCGGACAGCAGCGAACCGUUUUACAACAUACGCCUUUACAAGAUGUAUAUCGAGCUAUAUGGCGAAGGUGACAUCACCAAGAAAAUAAAUAAUUUACCAGCGAUGGUCAGGUUAAAGGUUCAACGUCAAAGUGCUUCAUACUUUAAAGACGGGGCUGGACAUGCCAGGGAGUUUCGUCAAAGUCUCACAGAUUGGAGAAAGUUUGACUUUAAUCGUUUCGGUAUAACUGAUGAAAAUAAAUGCAACAAGGCAUUUCUACAGGGAAUAGGUGACUCGCUUUACUGUUUGAAUGAAGAUGACCAUCGUCUUAAAAUCAUGUCAUGCCGACAAGGGAGAAACCUCAAGUGUGAAGACGGAGUAGGAGCACCGGAAUGGCCGAGUCCUUUUGGAACCUACACCCUUUCUCUACCAAUUGAUGAUAAGCUUGAAUGUAAAAGCACAACUAGAGUUAGUACCAAAAACUGCAAAGACUUUGAUCGAUCCAUCUACACCAAAAUGAACAUCUGGGUGUACUUUGUUCACUGGACUAGAAACUACCCUGAUGGGCCAGACGACACAAUAUGCAACAGUAAAGAUCAACCAGAGGACCAAUAUUCAAAUGGCAAUAAUAACAUUUUCCACUAGAUCACAGAAUAGAGGUUGUCAUACGACUUCCAUAUAUGGAUGUUCAUAUGCAUGGCUCUAAUGUACCUAUAGAAGGCUCUCAUGUCCCUAUAGAUGGUUCAUUGAUUAUAUAUUCAAUGUUAUGUACAUAUGCGUGGUUAUUCAUGCAUGCCGUUGCAUAAAUAUCACAAAAAUUUAGGUUCACUCAAGCGAAUUGGUCUCGUGUCUUAAUGGUUAUAGGUUUAGGGAAAAUAUCGGGUUAGGCAAUGCAUAGCGCUGGUUCGAAUCUUAGUAUUCGUCCUUCAACAAUUUCUUUUCGGUUCAAGUUUAAGUCUUUGAAUUUUUUUCUCCACAUAAAAAAAGUUCUUCUCCACAUAAUUGGGACAUCAGAGUCUUCUACGAGCACAUUAGCGCCUUCUAUGUGCACAUCAGCGCCGUACAUGCACAACCGUAUAUGGAAGUCGUACGACAAACACUUCUCAGAUCACAACAAUCAAUAUAAUUAGAAUUUCUACAGUUUAACACAGAACGAGCAUAUAAAAAAAAAAAAUCAGAAAAUAAGAGAGAGGAAAGCAUAUAUCAAAAGCUUCAUAAACAAUUGAGGAUUAAAUUAAAUGAUCAAAAAUUGCGAUUUGGUUUCUCAGUGGGUAGUAAACAGCUAUUGUAAACUUCGGUCGAAUAUUAUUUUGCCUAAUGUUAUUUUUCAAGCUUUCUGGUGUAUAAUAACGUGACCUUGGUAUCUUGUUAACAAGAUAACUGUCAAUAUCAUUAUCCACAUCAUUUUGU
Exaiptasia diaphana is the source of this 2365-nucleotide messenger RNA. RefSeq lists its product as uncharacterized. Lineage: Eukaryota; Metazoa; Cnidaria; Anthozoa; Actiniaria; Aiptasiidae. The coding region runs from base 11 to 1600 and encodes 529 amino acids. The transcript has 7 exons. The record is from RefSeq and is a predicted model, not a curated record.